Molecule: messenger RNA, 393 nt
Organism: Pipistrellus nathusii (Nathusius's pipistrelle)
Lineage: Eukaryota; Metazoa; Chordata; Mammalia; Chiroptera; Vespertilionidae
Source: the annotation of a GenBank genome assembly
AUGUGGAGAGCGAUUCUCUCAUCACCCUGUUCUCCUGUGAGGCUGUGCUGUGAGACCCAGGGAGGCAGAAGAGGCUUGAGCCCACCUCCCACCGACCCCCAACACACUGAGGCCUGGAGCUAUGCCUCUGAAUGGCAGUUUAUCUUGGGUAUGGGGAUGCCUCCUGCUGAUGCAGUUGCCCUGGGGAGAGGUGACGUGGCCACCAGAGAGCUGAUUGGCACUGGGGGACCUAGGGUUCAGCUGCCAAGAGUGGUGACCCGGGAGACGCUGGCUUCUGGCUAUAAUGCCCUCCUCUCACCCUCCCUUUGGUUCUCAGCUUUGAAGCUGCAGGCCCCUGAGAAGAGCUUCCUGGGGAGGGGGCCGCCAGCUGCUCUGUGGGUGCCAGCAAUGUAG